GGCCCUCUCCCCUGACGGCAGGAACGUUUUCCCGCUCUCGGGAUCACGGAGCGUUUCUCGGUCUCGGCCGCUCUCCCCUCACAGCAGGAUCGGUUUUCCCGCCCAGGGUUGGACGCUCUCCCCUCACAGUAGGAACAGUAUUCUCGGCCGCUCUCCCCUCACGGUUAGGAACGGUGUUCCCGCCCUCGGGCUCGGCCGCUCUCCCCUCACGGCAGGAACGGUGUUCCCGCCCUCGGGCUCGGCCGCUCUCCCCUCACGGCAGGAACGGUGUUCCCGCCCUCGGGCUCGGCCGCUCUCCCCUCACGGCAGGAACGGUGUUCCCGCCCGGGGUUGGGCUCUCUCCCCUCACGCAGUAGCGAUGUUUCCCCCGCCGCUGCCGGCUGCUCUCCCCUCACACUCCGGCUCCGCUCGGGGUGCUCGGCCCGCCCCAUCCAUCCACACGUGAGGCGGCCGCUUACGCGGAAAUCUUGAGCCUCUCGCGCUCCCGUCCGGGCGCCGCUGUCCGCGGAGCACCGGCGGCCGCCGCAGCCGCUCUUCCUCCGCUGCUGCCAUGUCCGGCCUGGCCAAAGCCUCCGGCGCGCUCAAAUCCGUGGAUUACGAAGUGUUCGGGCGGGUGCAAGGUGUUUGUUUCAGGAUGUACACAGAACAGGAAGCCAAGAAAUUAGGAGUGGUUGGCUGGGUUAAAAACACCAGCCAAGGAACUGUGACAGGCCAAGUUCAGGGCCCAGAAGAGAGAGUGAAUGAAAUGAAAUCCUGGCUGAGCAAAGUUGGAAGCCCAAGUUCCCGCAUCGAUAAAACGAGCUUUUCCAACGAAAAGGAGAUUGCCAAGCUUGACUUCUCGGAUUUCAACACUAGAUACUAACAGGAGGGCACCUCACUAGGCACAAAACUGACAUUUCUGCUGCAUGGUAUUUUCUGUGCCUCCAUCAAAUGUCACCAGAGCACUGGGAUGCUUUUCUGUACUAGGGAUAAACGUAAAUGCUCCCUGUUCUCACCAAGUAAGAAUUCCUGGUUGCUGUGUUAGACAUCUUACACCAUGAAUGUCAACAUUUAGUGUUUAAAAUGCCAAUAUCUAAUUUAUUGCAGCUUUGAAAGACAGAUAAAAGCUUAGUGCUGGUGGUUAUUUGUGCACAAUGAGACUUGUUACAUACAAACAGAUGGUACCUAAUCUUUACACUGUGAGUCAUAUUUGAGAUGAAAAAUAAUAAUAAAUUUAUGUUCUAUUGUUUGUAAUCUCACAAAAAAUACAUACCCACAGAACUGGAACACUUGAGAGUUCUGUGUAACAAGUCUAUUAGAGACCAGGCUCUUUGUGGUAAUUAAUUAAGUUAUAGUGGUAAUUUAAAAUAAAUACAUUGUUUCAAACUAG
Messenger RNA from Oenanthe melanoleuca, 1369 nucleotides. It is a transcript of the gene ACYP2, whose product is annotated as acylphosphatase 2. Bases 551 to 862 code for a protein of 103 amino acids. Gene Ontology annotation, molecular function: acylphosphatase activity. NCBI's taxonomy places the organism in Eukaryota, Metazoa, Chordata, Aves, Passeriformes, Muscicapidae. The transcript is spliced from 5 exons. The record is from RefSeq and is a predicted model, not a curated record.